This is a messenger RNA of Monoraphidium neglectum, 372 nucleotides long. Its product is annotated as Lipase. The record is from RefSeq and is a predicted model, not a curated record. Gene Ontology annotation, biological process: lipid metabolic process. The coding region runs from base 1 to 372 and encodes 123 amino acids. The transcript has 4 exons. Lineage: Eukaryota; Viridiplantae; Chlorophyta; Chlorophyceae; Sphaeropleales; Selenastraceae.
AUGGUGCACUCGGGUUUCCUCAAUGCAUACGACUCAGUAAAGGUGAAGGUCUUCACGCUUGUCGACCAGAUCACAGAGAGUGCCACCCCCUCCAAGCCCUGGCGCGUGCGCAUCACCGGCCACUCCCUGGGGGGCGCCAUCGCCACGCUGUGUGCCUACGACCUCUCGGCGCGCCCCCCCAAGACCGGCGCGGGCAGCCUGGAGGUGUCCAUGUACACCUUUGGCGCCCCCCGCGUCGGCAACAAGGCCUUUGCCAAGGUGUUUGACGAGAGGCUGCACAACCGCGCGUGGCGAAUCACCAACGCCAGCGACAUCGUGCCCAGCGUGCCGCGGCUGAUGGGCUACUCGCACGCCCUGCCCAGGCUCGUGUGA